CCAGCUCAACAGCAGCCAUGAAGCUCUUCCUGUUUGCUCUUAUCUGUUUCUGUGGCCUUACAGCAUACAUGGUGGAAGGUGUAGGAACUGAAGUCACAAAAAAGAGUUUUUGUGUGAGCUGGAGCCAGCCCCUAGAAAUCAAGAGGGUGAAGAGCUAUGCCAUUGAAGAAGGCCCCAUGAAAGCAGUGAUUUUUAUCACCCGCAGGGGAUUCAAAAUCUGUGCUGAUCCUGAGGCCAAUUGGGUAAAAGAUGUCAUGAAUUCUGUGGACAGCAGAACCACCACAAGGAAAACAACCAGGCCAACAAGCCUCACAGCCACCUACUAACAAGGCUAUUAUCGAGUCUGGG
Messenger RNA from Trichosurus vulpecula (common brushtail), 348 nucleotides. Its product is annotated as lymphotactin-like. The transcript has 3 exons. The coding region runs from base 18 to 326 and encodes 102 amino acids. Gene Ontology annotation, cellular component: extracellular region. NCBI's taxonomy places the organism in Eukaryota, Metazoa, Chordata, Mammalia, Diprotodontia, Phalangeridae. The record is from RefSeq and is a predicted model, not a curated record. Gene Ontology annotation, molecular function: CCR chemokine receptor binding; chemokine activity. Gene Ontology annotation, biological process: monocyte chemotaxis; immune response; cellular response to interleukin-1.